This is a messenger RNA of Pisolithus orientalis, 3981 nucleotides long. RefSeq names its product P-loop containing nucleoside triphosphate hydrolase protein. Gene Ontology annotation, cellular component: membrane. Gene Ontology annotation, biological process: transmembrane transport. The coding region runs from base 1 to 3981 and encodes 1326 amino acids. The transcript is spliced from 23 exons. Lineage: Eukaryota; Fungi; Basidiomycota; Agaricomycetes; Boletales; Pisolithaceae. Gene Ontology annotation, molecular function: ABC-type transporter activity; ATP hydrolysis activity; ATP binding. The record is from RefSeq and is a predicted model, not a curated record.
AUGGCAGACAAGGGUAUCCCCAUUCUUUCAGAGAAACCUUCCUCCAUCAAGGACACUAACACUGCCAGGACUUCUCGCAAAUUCGAGGGCUUCUUCCAGAGGAAGAAAGAUAAGGGUGAACAGGAAAAGGUCAAUGUGACGGAUAUUGGCACCAAAUCAGCGGAACAACCUCCACCACCCGUCGGAUUCACUCAGCUCUUUCGAUAUGCAACUCCGUUAGAAUUGUCCCUAAAUGCUAUUGGUGUUGUCGGCGCUAUAGGUGCAGGGGCCGCUCAGCCCCUUAUGACUUUGGUUUUUGGAAGAUUGAUUCAAGAUUACGUUACGUUUGCCACUGCAUUGGAAGUUUAUCAGUCCGCAGAGACAUCCGGAAACGCCACCGCAAUAUCCUCUGCCAAGCAGAAUCUUGAUUCCGCAGCGAGUGGGUUCCGCAGUGGAACUGCCCUGGAUGCUUCCUACUUGACCUACAUUGGUGUCGGUAUGGCUGUAUGUACAUGGACUUACAUGUAUGUAUGGAGAUAUACCGGCGAGGUCAACGCGAAGCGCAUUCGUGAGAAAUACCUUCAAGCCAUCCUUCGACAAGACAUGGCAUAUUUUGAUCACAUUGGAGCCGGUGAGGUGGCUACUCGCAUUCAAACGGAUACCCAUUUAGUCCAACAAGGGAUAUCAGACAAGGUCGCACUCAUGGCCAACUUUUUCAGUGCUUUCCUCGUCGGUUUUAUUCUUGCAUAUACCCAGUCUUGGCGUCUGGCUCUUGCCAUGUCAUCGAUCUUCCCAUGCAUAGGAAUAGUCGGUGGUAUAAUGAACAAAUUUGUUACCAAAUAUGUACAGGAGGCGCUUCAGUAUGUCGCUGAGAGCGGUACCAUUGCCGAGGAAGUCAUUUCUACUAUCCGAACUGCGCAAGCUUUUGGUUCACAAAAAGUAUUGGGAGGUCUCUUUAACAAGAAGAUGGAUUCAACUCGGACCGUGAAUGCGAAGGCUGCAAUUGGGAAUGGGUGCGGUUUGGGAUUUGUUUUCUUCAUCAUUUUUGCUGCCUAUGCCCUUGCUUUUGAUUUCGGUACAACUCUGAUUAACGAGGGUCGCGCGACCGCUGGACAAGUUGUCAACGUCUUCAUGGCCGUCCUCAUUGGUUCAUUCUCUCUAGCAAUGUUAGCACCGGAAGCACGGGCUGUAAUGAACGCCUGUGGGGCAGCCGCAAAAUUAUUUGCCACCAUCGAACGUGUGCCCGAUAUUGAUUCUGCCAGCCAUGACGGACUCAAGCCGGAGAAGGUCGUUGGUGAGAUAACUCUAGAGGAUGUGCGGUUCACCUAUCCCGGUCGACCCGACGUUCCUGUUCUCAAAGGCGUCAACAUCACUUUCGAGGCGGGAAAGACAGCAGCGCUCGUUGGGGCCUCUGGCUCUGGAAAGUCGACCAUUAUCUCGCUUGUCGAGCGUUUCUACGACCCUCUCGGCGGUACUGUUAAACUCGACGGGGUUGAUAUCCGCGACUUGAACAUAAAAUGGCUCCGCUCCCAGAUCGGCCUGGUUUCUCAAGAACCGGUGCUAUUCUCGACGACCAUUAGAGCUAAUGUUGCUCACGGCCUCAUCGGCACCCCCUACGAGCACGCAUCAGAGGACGAAAAGUUCAAACUGAUCAAAGAGGCUUGUAUCAAGUCCAAUGCCGACGGCUUUAUCAGUAAACUACCACAAGGCUACGACACCACUGUCGGCGAACGUGGUUUUCUUCUUUCUGGUGGUCAAAAGCAACGCGUGGCUAUUGCGCGUGCAAUUGUUUCCGACCCACGCAUUCUCCUGCUUGACGAGGCGACCAGCGCUCUUGAUACACAAUCUGAGGGCGUUGUGCAGAAUGCGCUUGAUAAAGCAUCCGCUGGCCGAAUGACGAUUUCAAUUGCGCACAGACUCUCUACUAUCAAGGGUGCUGACCAGAUCUUCAUCAUGGAGGACGGCGUCGUCUUGGAGCAAGGGACUCACGAGGAACUCAUCGCCAGGAAAGGAGCAUACGCGCGUCUCGUCCAGGCUCAGAAACUCCGGGAAACCAAAGAAGCACAAGGCGACACAGACAUUGCUGUGGUCAUUAGCGCAGAAGACAAGGGAAAGGCCGUUGAGGAUGAGGCCCCGCUCGGCCGCCGCGAUACUCACCAUUCCGUGACCUCGGGACUGGCCCGCCAGAAGAACGAAGAGAGAGAGAAGGCUGAAGUCGACGAAAACUCCUAUGGUCUAUUGUAUCUUUUCAGACGCAUUGGAUGUCUGAACUCGGAUGGUUAUCAUUUAUAUAUCAUUGGCGCACUAGCAGCAAUGACGACCGGUAUGGGAUUCCCAGUGUUUGCUAUCAUUUAUGGUAACGCGAUCUCUGGAUUCUCCCAAACCGACCCUUCUGCAAGACGCCAUGCCGGAGACAUGAACGCCUUGUUCUUCGUCGUGGCUAUCGUCUCAGGCAUAGCUACCGGGAUUCAAAACUAUGUCUUUACUGUAGCUGCCUCCAACUUGACAACGAAACUUCGUUCCCUCACCUUCCGUGCGAUUCUUCGCCAAGAUAUCCAAUUCUUCGACAGAACAGAGAACAAUACUGGCGCACUCACAUCUAGCGUGAACGAUAACCCACAAAAGGUCGAAGGUUUAGCUGGAGUCACUCUUGGAACUAUCAUCCAGUCCAUCACGACCUUAGUUGGUGGUUCAGUCGUUGGUUUGGCGUACGCAUGGCAGCCAGCUCUCGUCGGAAUGGCUUGCGUUCCUCUUGUCUUCUCUGCAGGUUUCGUUCACCUUCGCGUGGUUGUUUUGAAAGAUCAGCAGAACAAAGCUGCGCACGAUGACUCUGCCAAACUGGCAUGCGAGGCAGCUGGUGCCAUUCGUACUGUUGCGUCGCUUACUCGGGAAGACGAUUGCCUGAAAUUGUACUCGAGCAGUCUGGAGGAACCUCUCAGAAACUCAAAUAGGAGUGCGAUCUGGAGUAGCCUGAUCUACGCGUUUUCUCAGUCCAGCACUUUCUGGGUAAUCGCCCUCGUCUUUUGGUACGGCUCCAGGCUUGCGUCCAAUUUGGAAAUAUCAAUUACCAAUUUCUUCACUGCACUCGUUGGUGUCACUCUCGGAGCCAUGCAAGCCGGGGGUGUCUUCUCGUUCGCACCCGACAUGUCGUCGGCUCGUGGUGCAGGUGCAGCUAUUAUCAAGUUGCUGGACUCUACCCCCGAGAUCGACGCCGAAGCUACUGAAGGGUUGACGUUCGAGGGAAGAAGCGUCGAUGGCCAGAUUCGCCUGGCAGACAUCCAUUUCCGCUACCCCACGAGACCUACCGUUACUGUCCUUCGUGGCCUGAACCUAACGGUCGCACCAGGUACCUAUGUUGCACUGGUCGGUGCGAGUGGUUGCGGGAAGAGUACUGUCAUUCAGUUGAUCGAGCGUUUCUAUGACCCUUUAGCCGGACAGGUUCUUCUUGACGGUCAACCCAUCACCGAGUUCAAUAUCCAGGACUAUAGGAAACAGAUUGCUCUGGUUUCACAGGAACCUACACUUUAUGCUGGCACCAUCCGCUUCAACGUCUUGCUCGGUGCAAUCAAGCCGGCUUCUGAAGUCACGCAAGAAGAGAUUGAAGAUGUAUGCCGAGAUGCUAACAUCUUGGACUUUAUCCAAUCAUUACCGGACGGCUUUGACACUGAGGUUGGUGGCAAGGGUUCACAGCUUUCGGGUGGUCAAAAACAGCGAAUCGCAAUCGCUCGGGCUCUUCUUCGCAAUCCCAAGGUUCUGCUGUUGGAUGAGGCAACAUCUGCUCUUGAUUCCGCCUCGGAGAAGGUCGUGCAAGAGGCUCUCGAUCGGGCUGCAAAAGGCCGAACGACGAUCGCUAUCGCCCAUCGCCUGUCUACCAUCCAGAAUGCGGACUGCAUUUACUUCAUCAAGGAAGGCCGUGUCAGCGAAGCUGGUACCCACGAUGAACUUCUCGCGUUGAGAAGAGACUAUUACGAAUACGUUCAGCUGCAGGUGUUGAAGAAAUAG